AUGCUGCAGUCCUACACUGCAGCUCACCUCUGGUCAUCCAAGCUCGUGCACCAGCUGCUCGCCAGGGUAAACCUGCAGGGGUUAAACCUGCAGGUCCAUACAGCUGUCUCGUCGGUGUGUCCAUCUAAACACCAUGAUUAUCCGUGGACUGUUGGAAGCUCCAGGGGCGAAAUAGAAGCAAAGAAGGUCGUGCAUGCUACCAAUGCCUGUGCAUCCUCAACCUUGCUGGGACUGUUCGAGGCAUCUGUAGAGCCCAUUCCAUCUCACGGAAAAAAAAUCGAAGCUGAACUGUAUUCAUAUGUUGGUAGUGUUCCGGCUGAGAUGGGGAAGAUUCUAUUUCUGGCUGUGUUGUUUAUAUACUGGCAAAGCGCCCCCAGCACCAGCCUUUCACAAAGUAUGGCUAUAAUGGAAUGA
This is a messenger RNA of Aspergillus wentii DTO 134E9, 414 nucleotides long. RefSeq lists its product as uncharacterized. The coding region runs from base 1 to 414 and encodes 137 amino acids. The transcript is spliced from 2 exons. Lineage: Eukaryota; Fungi; Ascomycota; Eurotiomycetes; Eurotiales; Aspergillaceae. The record is from RefSeq and is a predicted model, not a curated record.